CAUCUAGACACAAGGGGCCGAAAUGAGCGCCCCACCUCGCUUGAAAGUGGAAAUCCUGUCAAUGAUUCUGCACACGCACACUGCUUUUAGGACCCUCUCCCAGAAAGAAUUUUGAAAAUGAGAGAGAGCUCCCAACCACCCCAAAUUCUCAGUUACAUGCGAAAACUUCCCGAAUAGACAUCUGGGUUGGUCCUUAUUGAAGCCUAAGUCCACAUUGGGUAUGCUUCUUGCCUUAUCUGAGUGCUGAAUCAUACUCUUGAAUGGUCAUUAGAAGGCAGGCUCUAUAUAAUGAAGGCUUUAGUGUUGCUUUGUUGAUCUUAGGGAGGGGUUAUUGCCUUCUUUAGCCUUGUGGGUUUCCCCAAACCGUCUGCCAUAGAGAAGAAGAGACAAUGUGGCUGUUUUGCAGUAAGGGAGCAUCUGGGUUCUCUUCUAAUUCAACAGCAGAGGAAGUUACACAAGGAAUUGAUGGAACUGGUCUCACUACCAUUGUUACCGGAGCAUCAAGUGGCAUUGGUGCUGAGACCACACGUGUUCUCGCCUUGCGUGGCAUUCAUGUUGUUAUGGGGGUCAGGAAUAUGGCUGCUGGAAGGGAUGUCGUACAAGCAAUCACUAAGGAAAUCCCCACUGCUAAAGUAGAUGCAAUGGAGUUAGAUCUCAGUUCAAUGGCAUCAGUAAGGAAAUUUGCAUCAGAUUUCAAUUCUUCAGGUCUUCCACUGAACAUACUCAUUAACAAUGCAGGAAUUAUGGCGACUCCAUUCAUGCUUUCCCAGGACAAGAUAGAGCUGCAGUUUGCAACGAAUCACUUAGGCCAUUUUCUUUUGACUCAUCUCUUGUUGGAUACCAUGAAGAGUACAGCACAUAAAAGUAAGAACGAGGGAAGGAUUGUAAAUGUUUCAUCAGCAGCUCACCGCUUUGCACCUCGUGAAGGAAUUCGUUUUGAUAGAAUCAGUGAUAAAUCAGGGUACAGCAGGGUGGGAGCAUAUGGCCAAUCAAAGCUUGCCAACAUACUGCAUGCUAAGGAACUUAAUAGGCAACUCAAGGAAGAGGGUGUUCCAAUAACUGCAAAUUCACUUCAUCCAGGAACUAUUGUGACCAAUAUCUUUCGUCAUCAGAGCAUUUUCAAUGGUUUUGUCAAUACCCUUGGUAAACUUCUACUUAAAAAUAUUCCUCAGGGAGCAGCAACCACGUGCUAUGUGGCACUGCAUCCUCAAGUUAAAGGGGUUGGCGGUGAGUAUUUUUCUGAUAGUAACGUAACCACAACGACCUCGCAAGGUAAAGAUAUGGACUUGGCGAGGCAGCUUUUCGAGUUCAGCAUGACUUUGAUCAAUUCAUAGAUGUUUGUCAAUUUUUAAUGGGAUCUUUCAUGUUCUACAGCAUAAGCAGAAGAUUAAAUUCUGAAAUUAUUUUUUUAUCACCUUCUUCAUAUUGUUAUUUGAAUUCUUUUAUUACCUUCAUAUUGUUAAUAGUCUCUUGUUUAUGGAGAGGUCAUAAAUGAUCAUUGAGAGAGAUCUAUCUUCAAUUUUAUGGCUCUCAAACUGUAAAAGAAAAUAUGGAAUAAAUUCAUAGCCAAUCUAUAAUCUGGUCUUCUUUUGAAGGGUUUA
Molecule: messenger RNA, 1601 nt
Organism: Macadamia integrifolia
Lineage: Eukaryota; Viridiplantae; Streptophyta; Magnoliopsida; Proteales; Proteaceae
Product: short-chain dehydrogenase TIC 32, chloroplastic-like
Exons: 8
Coding region: 390-1334 (314 amino acids)
Source: RefSeq, a predicted model, not a curated record